This is a messenger RNA of Frieseomelitta varia, 4115 nucleotides long. RefSeq names its product prolactin-releasing peptide receptor-like. Gene Ontology annotation, molecular function: neuropeptide Y receptor activity; neuropeptide binding. Gene Ontology annotation, cellular component: plasma membrane; neuron projection. The transcript is spliced from 3 exons. The record is from RefSeq and is a predicted model, not a curated record. Gene Ontology annotation, biological process: G protein-coupled receptor signaling pathway. The coding region runs from base 2678 to 3856 and encodes 392 amino acids. NCBI's taxonomy places the organism in Eukaryota, Metazoa, Arthropoda, Insecta, Hymenoptera, Apidae.
UAUAUUUAAUCCACUUAAUUAUUAUAUUUAUUCUACUUAAAAAAGUGGAGGUGAUCUUGAAAUUUCGAAAAUGCCUCCACUUACAAAGUCAUUGUAUACAUUAAAAUAUUUCUUCUCUGAAACAGAACAUCUUUUAUUUGAAUAAUUUUUUCGUAUCUCCCAUUUUGGAGAAAAUUCAAUCGAUCAUUUCAUAAGACUCAUUCUAUAUACGUAAUAAAAUAUAUACUAAUAUGUACUAAUCUGAAUUGAACUUUUCUGAAAUGCUUCUUCAUUUAUAUAGAAUAUAAAAUUUAUAAAAAGAAGAAAUAUGUAAAAUGUUUUAACAUGUAUAAUUGCAAAUUGAAAUACACUUACAUCUUUUGAUAAUAAUACAUGAUUCUACUUUUGCUGUAUUGAAGUAAGUGUGUGCAGGUAUAUUUAAUAAAAAAAAAAAGAAAUUAUGUGCCUGAGAAAUGUACUCAAUCGUCAGAAGCAAAGUUUCUCAUUCUUUGAUGUUCUCUAAUAUAAUUAUUAAUUUUGUCAACAUUAAAAAAUGUACAAAAAUUAUAAUAGGAAUACUUAAUUUUAAAUCAUACUUUGUAAGUAUGUAUCAUUAAAUAAAAUAAUAAAUAUCAUUAAAUAAAAUGGACACGAUAUUAAAUAGAACUUUGUGUCUAACGUGAAAAAAAUCAAUGUUUCUUAUGCUCUCCCCGAUUUGAUACAGUAAAUCAGAAUUCAAUUUAGUUAUCGAAAGCAAUAAAAUCAAGCAUAGGUAUUUACAUAUUACAAUCAAUAGUACAAUGAAAAGAUCGGCGAAACUUCUGAAAACUUAUUAUCUCUUGGAUUUGGCUGAGAUUUUAAAAAUAGAUUCAUUUUGCAUAAAGAAUGCUUUUCAAUUAAAUCGAAAGUGACAGAUUUUCAAAAAUACAACCAAAAAAAGUAACUUCGUGCGAAGAAAACUUAUGUUUAUUUAAUUAAUUUAAUUUAAACAACAAAACGUUGUUUAAGUAAUGACGAUGUAUUAAAAUCGGAAAAUAUUAAGAAUAUAAUAGAUUCUGUAUGAAAUCUUAUUUAUACCAUAUAAAUAAUAUUUAUUUAUGUAAUUCUACUGUAAUUUGUAGUUUUAUCUUAUUUGUAAUUUCAUAGAAUAUUUUCAGUAUGUUUUUAAUUCAAACCUUCAAAUUAUACUGAAUCGACAACGUCGCAUGUGAAGACGAGGAUAAUGUCGACGCCUGCGCGAGGAAACGGCGGCUUGUCUAUUAGGUUUCGCCAACAAUUUCCCAUUUUCAGUUAUCGAUGGAAAAGAGUGGUCGUCACUUCAGAGCGUUAAAAAUUACAAUACAUUGCUAAAUGUGUGGUGCUCGCUUUGUCAUCUGGACAUGAAAAAUAUCGAAUUGCUUUUUAUCUUCAAGAGAAAAAAUUAUAAGUACUUGUAAAAAUAGAUAUAAAAGAAUGGAAAUAUAAAAACUGUUUGUAAAAAUUGUGUGUAAAGUGAUUUGCAAAAAUUUUUAUGUGCUUUGUAUUCAAUUCAAUUGUAGUAAAUACCUAGUGUACAUUUUGUUUUUAGUAUACUUAUUUUGAUUGAUUUAAUAAGAGCGUGGCACAGUUAUAAUUAUCAAACACCCAUUGCAAUUGACAUUUUUAUAUAAUUUUCUAUGUCUGAUUUGAAAUUUUUAUUUCUUGAUUUCCUUCUAUCUGAUUAUUUGAUUUGUUUCCACUUUCGCUUCUCGUAUAAUAACAAAGCAGAUAUAUUAGUAAAGACUAAUGCUUAAGAUAAUUAACAGGUGGUUCAAGGAAUUAAUAAAUCUGAAUUUUAAUUUUAACAAAUUAACAUUCAAAAAAUUAGAUUUCUUUAAAAACGAAGUAUUCUGCGAUAAUUUAAUUCUUUAAUAACAUAACUGAGUAAUUUUAAAAAAGUCAAUUUAACGCAUAAAAAUGUGCUACAAACUUAAACUAGAAAGAAAGAGAGAGAGAGAAGUUGAGUGAAAGCAAAUGCAAUAAAUAGGUAAAUAUGUAAAUAACAAGAGUAGCAAUAAGUUAAAGAAUUUUGCAAUCUUUUCCUUUAUAAUUGAAUAAUUGAAAAAAUAUUUUUUCAACUGGACAUAUUGAAUGUAAAAGAUUUUAUGUAAUUGGCAUUGAUCGAAAUACUAUUCGUGAUCACGCAAUAUCGUUCUAUUUUUGGGAAAUGUUUUUAACUCGGUAACCUCGAGAAAUGCCAGAUUUCACCAUCUUUAAGAUCGGUUAUACAAUUUGAUGAAAGUGAACGGAAUACAAAGCAGAAAAUUAUCAAAUUAACAACAAUCAAAAAAUGUUUAGAAUAAUCAAAAUAUGUAUUAGUUUAUAAGUAAUAUUAUAUCGACGAUUUUUCCAUUCAUAUCAGUGAUCUUACAUUAAAAUUACCUGCGAACGAUCGAAAAAAAGCAAAUUUAACCAUCUGUAACAAAUAAAUGAAUUAUUUCUCAUUCGCCUAGUUGAUAAUAUCGUAAGCAAUGUAAACGACAGUCGAAAUAUGUUUUCAUUGAAUUGCACUAUUUCAUUCUGCCAAUUUGAUGAAAAAAGCUCGAGAGGAAAAGAAAUUUCGGAAAAACGGACAGAGAUAGAAGAGAAAACGAACUGCAAGAUUUAGAAACGAUUUGUGUGAAACAGGGAGAGUAGAUCGAAAUAAAAAAUCGGCGUUCGGGAACAGAACGAUCGAGAUAUGGAUGAUGCCACGAUUUUGUUAAACACGACUGUCAUGGAAGCAUGGUCGACUACUAGUCAACCUAUUACCGAGAAUGAUAUAACUUCGAACAGUUUUGUGCAAUUAAUCUUUUACAUAUUUUAUGCAAAUAUUUUUGCGUUGGGUGUGUUUGGUAACAUGUUGGUAUGUUUCGUCGUGGCACGAAAUCGGCAAAUGCAGACAGUUACGAAUCUGUUUAUCACGAAUCUGGCAUUAAGCGAUGUGUUACUCUGUGUUUUGGCGGUUCCAUUUACUCCUUUGUACACGUUUCUCGAAGGAUGGAUAUUCGGAAGAAUCCUUUGCCACUUGGUACCGUAUGCACAAGGUGUUAGUGUAUAUAUCAGCACAUUGACUUUGAUGAGCAUCGCCAUCGAUAGAUUCAUGGUGAUCAUAUACCCGUUUCAUCCUCGCAUGAAGAUCAAAGUUUGUUUAGCCGUAAUCGUUAGUAUUUGGGUAAUUGCAUUGCUAGUAACCUUACCAUAUGGGCUUUAUAUGUACCUCGAGGAGCCACAUAUUUAUUGCGAGGAACAUUGGCCGGAUGAACGAUUUCGCAAGAUCUUUAGUUCUAUUACUUCGAUACUACAAUUUGUCUUACCCUUUUUCAUUAUCGCUUUUUGUUAUACUUGCGUCUCAAUCAAGUUGAACAAUCGAGCUAAAAUGAAACCUGGCAUCAAGACUAAUGAAAGGGAAGAGGUUGACAGAGAGAGGAAAAAACGAACGAAUCGGAUGUUGAUCGCCAUGGUCACUGUAUUCGGCGUAUCUUGGCUACCGCUCAAUAUCAUCAACGUUAUUGACGAUUUUUAUUCGCCAGCUAAUGAUUGGACCUAUUACAGACUCUGCUUUUUCAUGACACAUUGUCUUGCUAUGAGUAGCACCUGCUACAAUCCUUUCCUUUACGCUUGGCUCAACGAUAACUUUCGCAAAGAAUUUAAGCAAGUACUCCCAUGUUUUUCGAAAACGGUCAACGAUUGCACUACAAAAACUAGCGAAGGAUUUCGAAAUAAUACAAAAUGUAAUGAAAAUAAUACCCUUCAGGAAUUAUUAUUACAAAAUGAAACACAAAUAAGAACAUCAAAUCCUGAAAGUUGCGAAUUAAUCGUCCUUAAAGCAACCGUCAACAAUAUGUCAAAAGACCUCGAAGAAACGGAAGUUUUCUAAUUCGAUCAAGUUCAAUCGAUGACUAUAUCAUUCAAGAACAUAUUAUGAACAAAUUGUUUUAAGUAUUCCAAUUGAACAAUUUUUCCACGGUGUACAAUGGAUAAAGAUAAACUACGUAGAAAUCGUAUCUUGGUAAUAAUUUACUUAAAAACUACAGGUAUACAGUGCUUCGAAAAAGUAUUUUCGAUAUAGCUACAUAAUUAAAAGUAUAGAUUUCCGUUUAAAAAUGGAACAUGAUUUUAUUUAAAAAAUACUAAAU